Messenger RNA from Micropterus dolomieu (smallmouth bass), 2287 nucleotides. RefSeq names its product adenosine A2a receptor b (gene adora2ab). Gene Ontology annotation, biological process: adenylate cyclase-activating G protein-coupled receptor signaling pathway; G protein-coupled adenosine receptor signaling pathway. Lineage: Eukaryota; Metazoa; Chordata; Actinopteri; Centrarchiformes; Centrarchidae. Gene Ontology annotation, cellular component: membrane. The transcript is spliced from 5 exons. Gene Ontology annotation, molecular function: G protein-coupled adenosine receptor activity. The record is from RefSeq and is a predicted model, not a curated record. The coding region runs from base 454 to 1863 and encodes 469 amino acids.
CUUUUUUUAAUUCUGUCUUUCCCUCCCCCACUACACUAAAGUUUCUGGAUCAAACGCAUUAUCUGAACAGGCUUGAUUGGGUGGAAAGACUUUCACACUCACAAUAAGACCGCUGCUCUUAAUUUGGCAGCCAUUGGGCAAAAACUCCCAGACGCCUCCUCCUCAGUAUUCUGCCGCAGUCUGUGACAAGGUUUACCGAGCUGAACACGAAAGAGACAGUUGCAGACAAAGAGGAAGAAUGACAGACUGGUGUAGUGUGUGUGACAGUGAAAGGUAACGAGUGAUGUUUGUGGUGGGAACUUCCUCUCUUGGCUGUCCUCCCAUGAUACAAUCACUCUUCCCUUAAGUCGCACUAUGUGGUUUGGCAAGCAGGUAUUUUGUCUAAAAACACGUCAAGCAGCUGAGCCUGUGGGAUGAAAGCGCAAAGAAAGCAAAAAAGAGGAAAAAAUAACCAUGCUGAAGAAUGACCAGCUGGUCUAUAUUGGCCUGGAGUUGGUGAUCGCUUGCUUGGCUGUGGCUGGGAACAUCCUGGUCUGCUGGUCUGUCUGCCUCAACUCCAAUCUGCAGAGCAUCACCAACUUCUUUGUGGUGUCACUGGCAGUGGCUGACAUUGCUGUGGGGUUGCUGGCAAUUCCCUUCGCUAUCACUAUAAGUACCGGCUUCUGUGCCAACUUCUUCGGCUGUCUGUUCAUCGCUUGCUUCGUCCUCAUACUCACUCAGAGCUCCAUCUUCAGCCUGCUGGCCAUCGCUGUAGACCGCUACAUUGCAAUCAAGAACCCUCUCAGGUACAAUAGUCUUGUGACAGGGGAGAGGGCAAAGGGCAUCAUCGCAUUGUGCUGGGUUCUCUCAGUAGGUAUCGGCCUGACACCGAUGCUGGGCUGGAACAAAGGUUGGAACACCACCAACACCGCUACCAACAACAGCUGCCCUGAAGGCCUCACAGAGUGUCUGUUUGAAGAAGUGGUUACAAUGGACUACAUGAUAUAUUUCAAUUUCUUUGGUUGUGUGCUGGUGCCCCUGUUGGUCAUGCUGGUUAUCUAUGCUCAUAUCUUCAUGGCCGCACGGCGCCAGCUCAGACUAAUGGGUGUCAAAGUUGCGCACACACCUGCUCCUGGAGAAAUAACAUCAUCGUCGAGCGUAUGUCGUUCAACCCUGCAGAAGGAAGUACAUGCUGCCAAAUCGCUGGCCAUCAUUGUAGGUUUGUUUGCUCUGUGUUGGCUUCCGCUACACAUCAUUAACUGUUUCAACUACCUGUGUCAGGACUGUAAGCGCUCACAUAUCUGGGUGAUGAACAUUGCCAUCAUCCUCUCCCAUGCUAACUCUGUUGUGAAUCCCUUCAUCUACGCUUAUCGCCUUCGGGAGUUUAGACAAACAUUUCGGAGGAUCCUGUAUCAGCACAUCCUAGGGCAGACGGAUGGACACGGGUUUGUGGUUGCGGGCAGUGAUGGCAGAGGUGUUGGGGCCAGCAGUAUCACGCGGACUUCCUCCCGUACCAGUAAAGAGGGUUCAUCAUGUGGCACAGUGGUGAAUAGCUACAUCCUGGACCCCAUUCCUGACCAAACUCCAGCAAUAGCUACUCAUGAAACCUCUUGUCAUUGGACAUCAAAGUUUGAUAGUGAACCAAGCAGCUACAUACCCAACGGACAUCAAAUAAAGUGUAGCACCCUUUCAGUAAUGCAACAGCAGCCAUGCACCAUGGGGUUUGCUGCUCAGGAUGGAGUAGAGUCGGUCACAUAUCUGAGGGGAACAGAUGUUUUGGAGGUGAACGACAGUGGAAGUUGCAUUGCUUUUGUCAAUGUUCAGGCUCUUUCCCUAAAACAGACUGAGUGUGUCCACUCUACAGAUCUUACAGAAAUCUCAUAACAAAGAUAUGAAAGAUAUGUAGGUAUUUUAAAUGUUUUAUUACCACACAACAUAUAACAGUGUACAAACAUGACUAUGUUAUUAAUUUGUUUAGAUCUACAAGCACACAACAGAAUUUAUCAGAUGGAUGUUUAAAAUGGGCUGAUACUUACAUUUUCUUGACAUACAGUGCAAUAACAUACACCAUAUUGCCAAAAGUAUUGGGCCACCCCUUCGAAUCAUUGAUUUCAGGUUUUCCAUUCACUUCCAUGGCCACAUGUGUAUCAAAUCAAGCAGCUAGGCAUGCAGACUGCUUCUACAAUGCUGCUUCUACAGCAUGAAAUCACAGAGCGGGGUCAACGCAGGCUGAGGCGCACAAUGCGCAGAAUUCGCCAACUUUCUGCAGAGUCAAUAGCUACAGACCUCCAAACGUCGUGUGGCUCAA